AUGUCAGUAGAAGUAGCACGUAGCGUCGAUUUACCUGUAUACACACCACCGGAAAAAGGCUUUAAAUUAACGAGCAACGGUGGAGCAAUCGAAGAUGAAAAUAUUGGUUGGCUAAAGGAGACCUCAAAGGAUGCUCCCGUUGAGUUGAUCAAGGAGAGGUACAUAAAGGACGGAUAUGUACUGGUGAAGGGGCUGCUGCCGGUCGAGGCAGUGAAGAACAUGAGGAGAGCGUACUUCGACUUUGUUAAGUGCACAGGCGUGCUCAAGGAGGGUACCGAUCCAGUUGAUGGCAUCUUUGUAGGUGGCGAUCCCAAGAAGUACGGUGGACCGGGAUCAGCAGCUACGGGCGAGGGCACCCUUGAUCCGCAACAGAUCGAGUUCUUAACUAAAGCCACUGAAGCUCAUUACGCGGAUUUCUACGAAGAAUUUCAGAAGAUACCAGAGCUUUAUAAUUUUGUACGUAAGAUUACGGACUGGGAGAAUAUUCUCCUCCUGCAGCGCCAGAUGCUCAGGACAAACAUAAAGGGCUCUGAGGCUACGGCAGUGCAUUAUGAUCAGAUAUUUCUGCGCGGCGCUCUCCCAACUAGCUUGACCGCCUGGGUCCCGAUUGGCUCAUGUGCAGCUAAUGGUGGGAGCUUGAUCUACCUGGACAAGUCACACGAGAUUGGCAGGGAAAUUGAGAAUGACUUUAGCGAAAGAGCUAAAUCUUUCACACCACAAGAACGUCUGUCAGCUUUCAACAGCAAUAUGAUGCGCGGAGGUAUCCUCUCAGACGAUGCACAGGGCUUCGGUAAGGUGUACGGAAGGAAGUGGCUUAUGACCAACUUCGAGGACGGGGACGUGGUAUUCCACCAGCCAUUCAUGAUCCACGCGUCGUCUGUGAACGAAACAGAGAAGAUCAGACUCAGCACUGAUUUGCGUUUUGUUAAUCCAGACGAUGACUUUGACAGAAGAUGGACCCAGAAAUGGUACGUUGGUGAUGGCCUUUGA
Wallemia ichthyophaga EXF-994 is the source of this 990-nucleotide messenger RNA. RefSeq lists its product as uncharacterized. NCBI's taxonomy places the organism in Eukaryota, Fungi, Basidiomycota, Wallemiomycetes, Wallemiales, Wallemiaceae. The coding region runs from base 1 to 990 and encodes 329 amino acids. The transcript has 3 exons. The record is from RefSeq and is a predicted model, not a curated record.